This is a messenger RNA of Paramecium sonneborni, 865 nucleotides long. NCBI's taxonomy places the organism in Eukaryota, Ciliophora, Oligohymenophorea, Peniculida, Parameciidae. The record is from the annotation of a GenBank genome assembly.
AUGAAAUAAUAAUUAAAUUAUACCCUUUGGAUUACCUUUCUGGUUUCAACUAUAUUAAUAUACCUAUUUUUUAGUUCAGGUGAAUUUAGUUUUAUAUUAACACUUGCUUGUGGAAUAUAAUGCUUUGGAUUUGGAUUAGUAUUUGUGACAAUUUCAAUAACAAAAGAGACAAGUGGAUUAAGUAAAUAAACGUUUAUUUGUUGUGCAUAAGCAUUAUUAGCAAGAUUAUUUUCAAUUUUAACCUUUGAAGUAAAAUGAUUAUGCAUAAAUAGGGUUAUUUACCUUCAGAUGCAACAGGAGAUUAUGUUUAUCGAUUAUUUGAAAUAUUAUCACUUAUAUUUUGCAUUUUAACAGCAUUUAGCAUAAAAAACAAUAAGUAAGAGUUAUUUUAAUGGUAUUACUUUACCCCUGUAAUGUUAAUAAUUGCAUAUUAUAUACAUCCAGGAUUGAAUUCACAUUCAUUUUGUGAUAUCUCUUGGGUGUUUGCUUUAUAUAUGGAAUCAUUUGCAAUAUUACCAUAGAUACACCUUUUUACAAAGAGAGGUUAGAAUUCAACAAUAAUAUAGAGGGAAUAAUUGAAUAUCAUACAUCUAAUUUUGUAAUUACUUAGGCUCUCAAUAAAUUAAUAUGUGUGAUAUUUUGGUUUUAUUCAUAUGAAGAGCUUAAUAGAAGUGCAGAUGAAUCGACUAUAAGUGUAGCUCCAUGGUUAAGCGGCUAUUUUGUAAUGGUGGCAUAAAUGAUUUCAAUUGUACUUAUAUUAUUAUAACCCUAGAUUAUUACAGCAGAUUUUGUAUAUAAAUAUUUACAAAGUUGGAAAUAAGGUAUUCCUUUGGUUAUGUUACCUUCAUGAUUAUUAUUAGGAUGA